UAAUUUUGGAACGCGGUAUAGCAACCAAGGUUGAAUUUUGGAACGCAGCCCUGAACGCCAUCAAACAUCGAUGCGUCAAACGGCUGACCAAUUCCUUUUGAGAAGAGGUGCACGUUGAAGUUGUCAAAAUGUUGAUGCCAAAAAAAAAUCGUGUGGCUAUCUACGAGUACCUUUUUAAGGAGGGGGUUAUGGUAGCAAAAAAAGAUUAUCACGCAUCAAAACAUCCAGAACUGGAAAAUAUUCCUAAUCUUCAAGUAAUUAAAGCUAUGCAGUCUUUGAAGUCUAGAGGGUAUGUAAAGGAGCAAUUUGCAUGGAGACAUUUCUAUUGGUAUCUUACAAACGAUGGUAUUGAAUAUUUACGUGGAUACCUACACUUGCCCCCUGAAAUUGUACCUUCCACCCUUAAAAAACAACCAAGAUCCGAAACUACAAGACCAAGACCAGCUACAACUAGGAGCGAAGGGUCGAGACCAACAGAAGAUCGCGCGGGAUACAGACGAGGACCAGGUGGUCCCCCAGGUACUGGUGAUAAGAAGGCUGAUGUUGGUGCAGGUACCGGUGAUCUUGAGUUCCGUGGUGGCUUUGGUCGUGGAAAAGCUCUUCAAUAA
Messenger RNA from Monomorium pharaonis (pharaoh ant), 608 nucleotides. RefSeq names its product 40S ribosomal protein S10. Gene Ontology annotation, molecular function: structural constituent of ribosome; RNA binding. Gene Ontology annotation, cellular component: cytosolic small ribosomal subunit. The coding region runs from base 129 to 608 and encodes 159 amino acids. The record is from RefSeq and is a predicted model, not a curated record. The transcript is spliced from 3 exons. Lineage: Eukaryota; Metazoa; Arthropoda; Insecta; Hymenoptera; Formicidae.